This is a messenger RNA of Maudiozyma barnettii, 1737 nucleotides long. RefSeq names its product sugar porter family MFS transporter. The coding region runs from base 1 to 1737 and encodes 578 amino acids. NCBI's taxonomy places the organism in Eukaryota, Fungi, Ascomycota, Saccharomycetes, Saccharomycetales, Saccharomycetaceae. Gene Ontology annotation, cellular component: plasma membrane. The transcript has a single exon. Gene Ontology annotation, biological process: carbohydrate transport; transmembrane transport. The record is from RefSeq and is a predicted model, not a curated record. Gene Ontology annotation, molecular function: carbohydrate:proton symporter activity.
AUGUCUCAACCUGAUCUCGCAACAGUUCCCACUACCAAGUCUCAGGACUCCACUACCAAAAACAAUGUUUUACAAAUGGCGACCGAACCAUCUAGUACAGAUUCUGCUCUAUCGACCCCAAUUAACCAACAAGUUCACGACGAUGAAGGCAAGAUCGUUUCAAUGGAUGCUACAACUGCUGAGGUGUUUGAAAUGCCAAAGAAGCCAGCAUCAGCUUACAUCACUGUGUCAUUGAUCUGUCUAAUGGUUUCAUUUGGUGGGUUCAUCUUUGGUUGGGAUACUGGCACAAUAUCUGGGUUUGUUCAACAGACAGAUUUUAUCAGAAGAUUUGGGUCUGCUAACAGUGAUGGUAGUUUCCAUCUUUCUAGAGUUAGAACUGGCUUAAUCGUUUCAAUUUUCUGUAUCGGAUGUGCUAUUGGUGGAUUGUUAUUUUCAAAACUGGGCGAUACCUACGGUAGAAGAAUCGCUUUGGUUAUUGUUACUACUGUAUAUGUGGUUGGUAUUUUGAUUUCUAUUUCAUCUAUUGAUAAGUGGUAUCAAUACCUUAUUGGUCGAGUUUUCUGUGGUAUGGGGGUUGGUGGAAUUUCUGUCUAUUCACCAUUAUUGAUCUCUGAAGUUUCACCAAAACAUUUAAGAGGUACAUUAGUUUCAUGCUUCCAAUUGAUGAUUACAUUGGGUAUUUUCUUAGGUUAUUGUACUAACUAUGGUACGAAGAGUUAUUCUAACUCUGUUCAAUGGAGAGUACCAUUAGGUUUAGGUUUUGCAUGGGCAUUAUUUAUGAUUGUCGCUAUGUUAAUGGUUCCUGAGUCUCCACGUUAUUUAAUUAAAGUUGGUAAAAUUGAUGAAGCUAAAAGAUCUAUUGCUACUUCAAACAAAGUUUCUGUUGAUGACCCAGCAGUUCAAGCUGAAGUCGACUUAUUAAAUUCUGGUAUACAAGUUGAAGCUAUUGCUGGCGAAGCUACUUGGCUCGAACUAUUUUCUACCAAAGGGAAAAUUUUACCAAGGGUAAUUCUAGGUAUUAUGAUUCAAAGUUUACAACAAUUAACAGGUGCUAAUUACUUUUUCUACUACGGUACUAGUAUCUUCAAAUCAAUCGGUCUAGAAGAUUCAUUUGAAACUUCAAUCAUAAUUGGUGUCGUUAAUUUUGCCUCGACUUUUGUAGGUAUCUACUUUGUUGAAAGGUAUGGUAGACGUAAAUGUCUAUUAUGGGGUGCUGCUGCUAUGUGUGCUUGUUUUGUUGUAUAUGCUUCUGUCGGUGUCACCAGAUUGUAUCCUAACGGUAUGGAGAAUGUAUCCUCCAAGGGUGCAGGAAAUACAAUGAUUAUUUUUACUUGUUUUUUCAUCUUCUGUUUUGCUACCACAUGGGCCCCAAUCCCAUUCGUUAUUGUCGCCGAAACUUUCCCAUUAAGAAUUAAGGCUAAAGGUAUGUCUAUAUCUGUAGCUUCCAAUUGGUUCUGGAACUUCUUGUUGAGCUUCUUUACUCCAUUCAUUACAGGAGCUAUUAACUUCUACUAUGGUUAUGUCUUUAUGGGUUGUUUGAUAUUUGCCUGGUUCUAUGUAUUUUUCUUUGUUCCAGAGACAAAAGGUCUUUCAUUAGAAGAAGUUAAUGACAUGUGGUUAGAAGGUGUUUUACCAUGGAAAUCAGCUAAUUGGAUUCCAGCUGACAAAAGAGAUGCGUCAUUCAAAACUGAUGUAUUCAACAAGGAUGAUAAACCAUUUUACAGAAGAAUUAUCUAG